UUCCUCCAUCUGUUCCACCUCCUCCCUACCUGUCUGAAAUGGGCGUGUUUUUCGCCCGAAGAAGCCUCAUUCCUGGUUCAUUCCACUUCACAAGAAAUUUCUAGGAAUAGCUCACCUACAGAAAACUUUAAACCAAGAACAUGGCCAUGAUCACAGGCGCAGAGUACGGAGAAACAUCAUGGGAGCUGUCCGUGCAGGUGGAUCAAAAAGAGGGAGAUGAGUCCAUGAAAUUUAAGCUGAGGGUGAAGGGAGACUUGCACGUUGGAGGCCUCAUGCUUAAGCUGGUGGAGAAGAUCAGAGCUCCUCAAGACUGGUCAGACCAUGCCCUGUGGUGGGAACAGAGGAAAUGCUGGCUGCUCAAGACCCACUGGACCUUGGACAAGUAUGGAAUUCAGGCUGAUGCUGACCUGCGCUAUACGCCACAGCACAAACCGCUGUUGCUGCAGCUCCCCAAUAUGAAAACCAUCAAAAUGACCGUCAGCUUCUCCAAUGUGGUCUUCAAGGCGGUGGCGGAGAUCUGUCAACUACUCAACAUCAGAAGAUCAGAGGAACUGUCCCUGCUGAAGCUUCCAGAUGAUCCCUCCAAGAAGAAGAAGAAGAAAGACAAGAACUCAGCACAGAAUGACAUCUGGGACAUAGAUUUACCUAGCGGGGGACCAGGUGGCACAGGCCCCAUGUACAGUAAGACCAUGACAGCCACCUACGACCCAGAGAACGGGAUGCCAGUGUCUGCCACGAGCCUUUGGUUUGGAGAAAACCCACUAGCCGACUCCCUGCCAAACUUGCCGCCUACUGAGCUGGCCAAGAUGUACCAGCCGCUCUCGCUAGUGGACAAAGCAACCAACAACGCAGGGUGGUUGGACUCGUCUCGUUCUCUUAUGGAGCAAGACAUCCAAGAUGAAGAAAAGCUAUUGCUUCGCUUCAAGUACAAUGUCUUCUUUGACCUCAAUCCUAAAUAUGAUGCUGUCAGAAUAACCCAGCUGUAUGAGCAAGCUCGCUGGGCCAUCCUGCUGGAGGAGAUAGACUGCACCGAGGAGGAAAUGCUGAUGUUUGCUUCAUUACAGUAUCACAUUUGUAAACUGACCAUGUCAAGUGAACCACUGGACCACUCCAACGAACCAGAAAUAGAUGAAGUAGAGGCUGCCCUGUCCAACUUGGAGGUGACACUUGAAGGCGGACAUGCAGACAGAAUUCUGGAAGACAUUACAGACAUUCCACAGCUGGCAGAUUCCCUCCGGCUGUUUAGGCCCAAAAGACUAACGCUGCGGCCGUACAAAGAGUACUGGUUUGUAUUCAAGGACACCACCAUCUCCUACUACAAGAACAAGGAGACCUCCAGUGGAGAACCCAUAGAGCAGUUUCAUCUCCGAGGUUGUGAUGUCGUCCCUGAUGUCAACGUAACAGACAAGAAGUUCGGCAUCAAGCUCCUGCUCCCAGUUGCUGACGGGAUGAAUGAGGUGUACAUCCGAUGUGACAAUGAAACACAGUACGCCAAGUGGAAAGCUGCAUGUAUCCUGGCCUCCAAGGGCAAGACAAUGGCCUACAGCUCCUACAAAUCAGAAGUGAGGAACAUCCAGUCCUUUCUGCAAAUGAAGAGCCUGGCGCCCCCUCCUGGUCAGGCGGCUCCUGACCUUGACGCUAUGGAGAUGAAUUCUGAAAGUUUUGUUUCUCCACGCUACGCCAAGAAGCACAAGACCAAACAGCUAACAGCACGUAUCCUGGAGGCCCAUCAGAACAUAGCACGGCUGUCCCUAGUGGAGGCCAAGAUGCGCUUUAUCCAGGCCUGGCAGUCGCUUCCAGAGUUUGGUAUCAACUACUACAUUGUCAGAUUCAAAGGCAGCAAGAAGGAUGAGAUUCUGGGGAUCUCAUACAACCGUCUGAUUCGUAUUGACAUGUCCUCUGGUCUGCCUGUCACCACAUGGAGGUUCGCCAACGUGAAGCAGUGGAACGUUAACUGGGAGAUAAGACAGGUGACCAUAGAGUUCGACCAGAGUGUGUCAAUAGCCUUCUGCUGUUUGAGCUGUGACUGCAAGGUGGUCCAUGAGUUCAUUGGCGGUUACAUCUUCCUCUCCACAAGAUCUAAAGACCAGAACGAGACGCUAGAUGAAGACCUGUUCCAUAAACUUACUGGAGGCCAAGAAUGAGCUCUGUGCUUCUUAUAGUACAGCUGUUUAUUUACAUACAUGUUACAAUGUGAAAGUACAGAAGUCAUCUACUGUAAAAGAGGUAACCCUGAACACUGAGCAAAUCCCUGCCAAAGAAAAUGUAAUACUAUGUAAUACACUUACAGAACAACAAUAGCAUCAAUUUGUCAUUAUAUAUCCUGCUGUAAACAGUUAUAGCAAUGUACCCAAUGGUGGUUCUUGAUGUAAAUAUGUAGUCAAGAUUUGUCUUUCUCGUGGAUGAACUGAUGUUUGUAGGAAUUAAGCUUUUUUUUACGUAAAGACGUCCUCGUUUCCAACAGAAAAACAGUUUGUAAAAAUCAUUAAAGGGUGUUGUUAUAGUCAGAACUACGUUUUUACAUUGAAGGUUAAAUUCAUCUUAAUACAUAGACUGUAAUGAGCUUUAUUGCUUACACUGAUUAAAUGUAAUUUCACAAAUAUACUAUGUGCUUGAAGAAAACUGUAUUCAUGGUAGACAUAGAAUCUGUUUUUUUUUUCUUCUGUUCAUGGUAAUGUGAUAAGGAAAUGUCAUGCUUAAUUUUGUAAUAGCUACUGUAUGGAAUGCAUAUACAGCCAUACUCAGUGUUAACUGCUGAGAAAACGGUCUGAAAGGAGAAGCUUCAAAAUUCACAAGAAACUAUGUGACUUACAACCUGCUUUCAGAAACACUGAAAGCUUCAGAACAUGCUUUAAGACAUUCUUCUCAGCUGGAACACUAAUGCUUUUUUUUUUUAACCCUCCAAGGUGGCUGAACCUCUGUCGUUUUAAUGUAAUGGCAUGACAUCUGUUCCAUAUUGGGAGCACACAACCCUAAAUUGCAUUAGAAUAUAUAAAAAUUUCAUUACAAAUUGCCCUGUACUGAACUGCAGUCACAAUGUUUGAAACAUUUCAACCCACAGUCACCAUUUUGACAAAACUUAACUAAACACUACAGUAAUGCUAACUUUAAUAUAACUUAUAGCUUUGGACUGAAGUCACUAUGACUUACUGUCUGAUUGUUGUUGGGUCAUUUGAAAAUUACUUGAGACUUGCUGGUGACUUAAGAUGUCUCCCAGGUUGAAUCAUUUAUUUCAAUUUAACCAAAUCCUGUUAUUUCUUGUGCAGUAUAGGAUGCUCUCUUUUGCUCUUUCAACCGCCUCACUGCUACAUUACUGUACACUAGUGGUGGGCAGGUGGAGUUGGCACACCAUUUAAAAGCAGUUAUAAACACCAGAUUGUGGCCCCAUGGUGGGAAAUGAAACACACCCACCCAGGCUGGAUGAUGACGUGGUUACACAUCUGCCAUGUUUGCACCCUUUAAACUGUUAACUGUGUUGAAAUGCAAUCCAGCAGUAUCAGCUCCCAUGUCAUUAGGAAGGCUGUUAAGUGUAUUCUUUUAUAUAACUACAUAAUAAAAUCCAGCUUGAAUCCAA
Molecule: messenger RNA, 3574 nt
Organism: Siniperca chuatsi (mandarin fish)
Lineage: Eukaryota; Metazoa; Chordata; Actinopteri; Centrarchiformes; Sinipercidae
Gene: fermt1
Product: FERM domain containing kindlin 1
Exons: 16
Coding region: 141-2144 (667 amino acids)
Biological process (GO): cell-matrix adhesion; integrin-mediated signaling pathway
Cellular component (GO): focal adhesion
Molecular function (GO): integrin binding
Source: RefSeq, a predicted model, not a curated record